This is a messenger RNA of Brassica napus (rape), 1479 nucleotides long. Its product is annotated as protein FAR-RED ELONGATED HYPOCOTYL 3-like. NCBI's taxonomy places the organism in Eukaryota, Viridiplantae, Streptophyta, Magnoliopsida, Brassicales, Brassicaceae. Gene Ontology annotation, molecular function: zinc ion binding. The transcript has a single exon. The record is from RefSeq and is a predicted model, not a curated record. Bases 1 to 1479 code for a protein of 492 amino acids.
AUGACUCCUGUUCCGAGAGAUAUCAUAGACUUAAUUAAGUUAAGACUGGGUGUAUCGGUAUCUUACUCCACAGCCUUGAGAGGGAAAAAUCUAGCUAUGCGUGAGUUGCGUGGUAAUUCAGAAGACAGCUACAAGAUGUUGCCUAGCUACUUGUACAUGUUAGAGCAGGUUAAUUCCGGAACAACAACAGAGGUGAAGUUGGAUGAGGCAGGUAACUUCAAGUACCUUUUCAUAGCUUUAGGAGCUUGCAUUGAAGGGUUUAAGGCCAUGAGGAAAGUGAUUCUUGUGGAUGCUACAUUUUUGAAGAACGGAUAUGGUGGGGUACUAGUAUUUGCUAAAGCUCAAGAUCCUAAUCGUCACCAUUAUCCCCUCGCGUUUGCGGUGCUUGACGGUGAGAAUAAUGCUAGUUGGACUUGGUUUUUCGAGAUGCUUAAAACUGUUAUACCGGACUCUUCUGAAAUAGUUUUUAUGAGCGAUAGAAAUCAGAGCCUCAUCACUGCUGUAGCUAAUGUGUAUCCACAAUCUCACCAUGGCCAUUGUAUAUGGCAUCUAGCUCAGAACGUGAGAAACCAUGCUUGUAACACCAUCAAAGCCGUAGUGCCAUGGAGAUUUAUGAAGUUGGCUAGGUAUUACACAGUGCCUGAGUUCGAGGCUGCUUAUGCAUCUUAUAAGGUGAGAUAUCCUUCAGCCUGCAAGUAUUUGGAGGAGAACACUAACAGAGCAACAUGGGCUAGGGUCUACUUUCCAGGUUGUAGAUACAACUUGGACACUAGCAACAGUGUGGAGUCGAUGAAUAGCGCGUUUAGGGACGCAAGGAGGUAUGCCUUGAUACCAUUGUUGGAUACAAUCAUCAAAAAAAUAUCUGACUGGUUUAAUGAACAUCGGAAGGACGCCGUGUCUGGAUCAAUUAAUACCAAACUGGUUCCUCUGGUUGAGAUCCAUUUGCACAACUUAUGGUCCAAAGCUGGGAAAACGCCAGUGCGUGAGCUGAAUAGUUAUGAUCUUGAGUACGAGGUUACCGACACUGACAAUGGGAAGGUUUAUUUGGUGAAUUUGAUAGCGAAGUCGUGUAGCUGCAAGGUAUUUGAUUAUGAAAAGUAUCCUUGUCUUCACGGACUUGCUGCUUACUUAUAUUUCCUUGAGGUUCCUGCUGCUAAUGGUCGUCGACGUGAGGUCAACAUAGAGUAUCAUCAGUUGUGCUCAAAGUAUUACUGGACAGAACUUUGGGCAAUGGCUUAUUACAUGACCAUUUUUUCUAUGCCGGACAAGUCUGAAUGGAUUGUACCAGAUCACAUCAAAGAGCUCCAGAUCGUACCUCCGAAAAAGCUGACAAGGAAAGGAAGGAAAAAGGUUAAUAGGAAUCCAUCAGUUGGAGAACGGCGUAAAAGGACACAAAACGUAAGGCGAGCAAGGACAAAUUUUGGUUUUAAUUGGCUGUUGUUUGGAAUGCGUUCUAAUCCUCCAAGUGAAACAAACUAA